This is a messenger RNA of Arabis nemorensis, 2499 nucleotides long. The record is from the annotation of a GenBank genome assembly. NCBI's taxonomy places the organism in Eukaryota, Viridiplantae, Streptophyta, Magnoliopsida, Brassicales, Brassicaceae.
AUGGAGAAAACCAACGAAGCUAAUGGUUCAAAGUCUGAUUCAUUCUUGUUCAAUAAAAGAAGAGCUGAAGGGUUUGAUAAAAUCGAUAAGCCUAAGAAGAAUCUCGAACGAAAAUCUCGAAAACUCAAUCCCACCAACACUAUUGCUUAUGUACAGAUACUUGGAACUGGAAUGGAUACACAAGAUACUUCGUCUUCUGUGUUACUCUUCUUUGAUAAACAAAGAUUCAUCUUUAAUGCUGGAGAGGGCUUGCAACGUUUCUGUACUGAACAUAAAAUCAAACUAUCAAAGAUAGAUCAUAUAUUCUUGUCUCGUGUAUGCUCAGAGACAGCAGGUGGACUUCCAGGUCUUUUACUAACUCUUGCUGGUAUCGGUGAAGAAGGGCUUUCGGUGAAUGUAUGGGGACCUUCAGACCUUAAUUACUUAGUUGAUGCAAUGAAGUCGUUUAUUCCACGUGCGGCAAUGGUUCACACACGGAGUUUUGGUCCUUCGAGUACACCUGAUCCUAUAGUUCUUGUGGAUGACGAAGUUGUGAAAAUAUCUGCCAUUCUCUUAGAAUCAUCUCACUCUGACUCUGAGGAAAACACUUGCAAAAAAUCUGGUGAGAUCUCAGUUGUAUACGUAUGUGAAUUACCUGAAAUAUUGGGGAAGUUUGAUCUACAGAAGGCCAAGAAUGAAUUCGGUGUUAGGCCUGGUCCAAAAUAUAGUAGACUUCAGUCCGGAGAAUCAGUGAAGUCAGAUACAAAGGAUAUUACGGUAUAUCCGAGUGAUGUGAUGGGACCUUCACUUCCUGGUCCUAUUGUUCUUCUUGUCGAUUGUCCAACAGAGUCACACGCUAAAGAACUGUUAUCAGUUAAGUGUUUGGAGAAUUAUUAUUCAUGUACUGACGGUCAAGCGAAGUUGGUGAAUUGUAUUAUACAUUUAAGCCCGUCUUCGGUAACAAGUAGUCCUACAUACCAAAGCUGGAUGGAGAGAUUUCAUUCCUCUCAACACAUUCUUGCUGGUCACCAAAGGAAGAACAUGGAGUUUCCGAUUUUGAAAGCAAGUUCAAUAAUUGCGGCAAGACUUAACUACUUAUGUCCACAGUUCUUUCCUGCUCCUGGUUUUUGGCCUCCUCAACAUGUUAAUAGCUCGAUGAUAGAUUCCCCUCCUUUAAGCGAGUGCUUAACUUCAAAUCUUGGUAAAAGCAUUUCUGCUGAAAAUCUCCUCAAGUUCACUUUGCGUCCUCAUGCCAUUCUUGGGAUCGACAGAUCUUUUAUCCCUCCUCAAUCAACAUCCUCACAAGUAGUGGAUGAGCUACUUUCAAAAAUUCCGGAGAUUGAAGAUAAAAGCGAAGAAAUCAAGCAAUUUUGGAACAGACAACACAAUAUGACGAUGAUCGACGAGACCAACACUGUUCUUCCAAGCUGUCUUGAAAACAUUAGACGAGACGACAUGGAGAUUGUUCUUUUAGGCACUGGUUCGUCCCAGCCUUCAAAAUACCGAAACGUCAGUGCAAUUUACAUUGACUUAUUCUCUAGAGGUGGUCUUCUCCUAGAUUGUGGGGAAGGAACCUUGGGCCAGCUUAAAAGAAGGUACGGUUUAGAUGGCGCUGAUGAGGCAGUUAGAAAAUUGAGGUGUAUUUGGAUCUCUCACAUCCACGCCGAUCACCAUGCGGGUCUUGCGCGAAUUCUAGCUCUUAGAUGCAAGCUUUUGAAAGGAGUGACUCACGAGCCUGCGAUUGUGGUGGGACCAAGGUCGCUUAAACGCUUUCUCGAUGCAUAUCAAAGACUUGAGGAUUUAGAUAUGGAGUUUCUUGAUUGUAGAAGCACCACAGCAACUUCUUGGGCUUCUUUAGAAAGCGGUAGCGGCAAUGCAGAGGGUUCUUUGUUUAGUAAAGGAAGUCCUAUGCAGAGUGUCUUCAAAAGAUCUGAUAUCCUGAUGGAUAAUUCUUCGGUUUUGCCAUGUUUAAAGAAUCUGAAGAAGGUUCUUAGCGAAAUCGGUUUGGAGGAUUUGAUUAGUUUUCCUGUUGUUCAUUGUCCUCAAGCCUUUGGUGUCGUUGUUAAAGCAGCGGAAAGAUUAAACAGUGUUGGAGAACAAAUCCCGGGAUGGAAAAUGGUUUACUCAGGUGACACAAGACCUUGUCCUGAGAUCGUCGAAGCAUCACGAGAUGCAACAGUUCUCAUACACGAGGCGACGUUUGAAGAUGCGUUGAUAGAUGAAGCUUUGGCGAAGAAUCACAGCACGACUAAAGAAGCAAUUGACGUGGGAUCUUCGGCAGGUGUGUAUCGGAUUGUUCUCACGCAUUUUAGCCAGAGAUAUCCGAAGAUUCCAGUGAUUGAUGAAUCACACAUGCAUAACACUUGCAUUGCCUUUGAUUUGAUGAGUAUAAACAUGGCGGAUUUGCAAGUGCUUCCUAAGGUUUUACCGUAUUUCAAGACUCUGUUUAAAGAUGAGAUGGUUGAAGAAGAGAAUGCAGAUGAUAUCGCCAUGGAUGACUUAAAGGAAGAAGCUUUGUGA